AUGGCUGCUAUUAUUCGGUGUUCUUUCAGCCUGUUUUCCAGAAAUGACAAAUUGGCAUGGGAUCUCGAGCUAACAGGAGAAUUUACAGUGCGCUCUGCCUAUUGUUUAGCUUAUCGUCUUUGGCGUCAGAGGGCUCUCCCAGUUCGACAGCUCAUUAUUGCUCACGAUUUAGAGGCGGAGGUGGUGUGUCCUAGGUGUGGAAUAGAUGAGGAAUCAAUUAAGCAUUUGUUGUUUCUAUGCCCUCAUUCUAUCCAUGUAUGGAAGCUUUCUCCGCUUAGGUUUGAUUUUGCAUCCACUCCUCCUUCUUCCUUCUCUACUUGGUGGUUGCAUUUGGUUAGAAAGUGGAAGGAUAUGGACGGGGGACUGAAUGUGUUGGGUAUGGUGGUAUAUUUUUGUUGGGGAAUUUGGACGGCCAGAAAUAAGUGUGUUUUUGAUGGCGUGAUAUGGGAUGCUCGCAGGGUUGCUUUGAUGGCUUGUUCUCAGUUUUGGGAAUUUACGAAUGCAUCAUCAUCUUCUAGUGUGUGCUUGUCUCCUGGGUUAUCUGUUGCUCGCCUUUUACAGCAUUCUUCUUUUUCUUCUUCCCGAUGGCUGCCUCCAGGAGAGGGCGUGCUUAAAUGUAAUGUGGAUGCAUCGUUUUUAGCCUCUUCUCAGAUUGGGGGUGGUGGAGCUGUUUUUCGUGAUUCUUUGGGAACUAUUGUGCAGGCUGUAGUAUUUUCUCCUUUUCUCGCUGCUAGUACAACCUUAGCUGAGGCUAUUUGUCUGCGUAAAGCUAUUCUUUGGGCUGGUUCUUGUUCAGUUUCUCAUGUUUGGUUUGAAUGUGAUUCUAAGGUUGUGGUUCAAGCAGUGAUGGGUGAUGCUCCUGGGCCGACAGAAAUUCAGUCAAUUGCUUUUGAUAUUUAA
Molecule: messenger RNA, 900 nt
Organism: Cornus florida
Lineage: Eukaryota; Viridiplantae; Streptophyta; Magnoliopsida; Cornales; Cornaceae
Exons: 2
Coding region: 1-900 (299 amino acids)
Molecular function (GO): RNA-DNA hybrid ribonuclease activity; nucleic acid binding
Source: RefSeq, a predicted model, not a curated record